GACUACUGUGUGCAGAGGCCCCCCGACCGCCGCCUCACCCCCCAUCCUCCGUGCGCCUGGCUGUGCUCCCCGGGAUGCCGGCCCGACAUGUGACACCUCCGGGGACUGUGCGCCUGGCACCGAGGAGACCUGCAGGGGGAGCUGCUGUGCGCCUGGCAUCCUCCACACCAUCACCGGGAAUAGGAUCCGCACCAAGUGUUACCUGUGCGCCUGGCAUUGAGUCCAUCACCUGGAGGAGGGUCUGCUGUGUGCCUGGCUGAGGACCUAGAACUGUGCACCUGGCCUCCACACCAUCACCUGCAGGGGGAGCUGCUGUGCGCCUGGCACCUGGAAUAAGAUCUGCUGUGCGCCUGGAACCAAGAACCUGCCCUGCACCUGGCACCUGGAAUAAGAUCUGCUGUGCGCCUGGCAUCCAGUCCCCUACCUAGAGGAAGAUCUGCUGUGUGCCUGGCUGGGGAAAUACUACAACUGCACCUGGCAUCCAGUCAUUUAUCUAGAGGAGGAACUGCUGUCUGCCUGGCAUCCAAUCCAUCACCUGCAGGGGGGGCUGCUGUGUGCCUGGCAGAGGACAUAGAUCUAGUCCAUCACCUAGAAUAGGAUUUGCUGCGUGCCUGGCACCUAGUACCCAAAGGAACUGCUGCGUGCCUGGCGCCGCGUCCAUUUACCUGUAGGCUGAGGACCUAAACCUGCGUGCCUGGCACCAAGUUUAUUACCUGGACUAGAAUCUGCUGUGUGCCUGGCAGGGGGACAUAGAAACUGUGUGCCUGGUACCAAGUCCAUCACUUUACAUAGGAUCUGCUGUGUGCCUGGCACCUACUAUUACCUGCAGAAGGAUCUACUGUCCUGGGUGCCUGGCACUGAGUCCACCUGGAAUAGGAUCUGCUGCGUACCUGGCAUCCAGUCCGUCACCUGAAAGAGGGACUGCGUACCUGGAGCCGUCACCUGGAGGGGGAUCUGCCGUUUGCCUGGCUGAGGACAUUGCGCUGUGUGCCUGGCAUGCCAGGGAUAAGCUAGAAGCGGGGGCACAGGGGAGGAUCGCUCAGAACUGUAUGCACCUGGCACAGGAGGGCAUUUAUGAUGUAGCGCCGUGCCCCUCCCUGGAAUCGCAGCGCGCCUGGCAACCUAGAAGCCCCACCGUGGCCCCGCGGCUCCUCCCAGGCCGCGCCGCCUCCGCGCAGCCGCAUGCCGACACCCCCCGCCCGCCCCGGGCACUGAGCUUCCGGUGACCCGGGCGCGUUCCCCCCCCGGGGGGGAGGAGGGGGGGGGCGCCGCCGCAUGUUCAAGUCCAGACGCACCGGGCUGGUUCGGCGCCUGUGGCGGAGCCGGGCGGGCGGGGAUGGGGGCGUGUCUUGCUGCGGUCUGUCGGAGCCGCCCACCCCCGCCGGGUCCCCCGAGCUGCGGUCUGCCGCGUCGGGCGUGCUGAAACGUUUGAAGGAGCAAAGUCUGUGCGCCCUGCUGGAGGCGGUGGAGUCCAGGGGGGCGGCGCCGGGGGGCUGCGUGCUGGUGACCCGGGGCGGCGGCGGUGGCGGCGGGCCCCCUCCUCACCUGCUGCUCUGUAGACUCUUCCGCUGGCCGGAGCUGCAGCAUCCCGGGCAAAUGAAAGCCCUGAGCGGGUGUCGGGGAGCCGGAGGAGCCGACGGCGUGUGCUGCAACCCGUACCACUACAGCCGGCUGUGCGGCCCAGAAUCUCCCCCUCCCCCAUACACUCGUCUUUCUCCACCGUUUGAGCAAAAACCUCUGGAUCUCUCCGAUUCCUACACUGAAGUGGACGCCUCCAGUUCUCUCUGUAUCUCUGCCGCUGAUGUGUCAGCAGACACCAGCCUGUCCUUGGACUCCAGCAAGCAGGGCCACUGGUGCAGCGUGGCGUACUGGGAGCACCGGACGCGCGUGGGCCGCCUCUACGCCGUGUGCCAGCCGUCAGUAAGCAUUUUCUACGACCUACCUCAAGGGAGCGGCUUCUGCCUGGGCCAGCUAAGUCUGGAGAACCGGAGCGAAGCCGCCGUCAGGACGCGAAGCAAGAUUGGACUUGGCAUUGUGCUGAGCAAGGAGCCGGACGGGGUGUGGGCGUACAACCGCAGCGACCACCCCAUCUUCGUCAACUCCCCGACGCUGGACGGCCCCGCCUGCCGCUCGCCUGUCGUCCGGAAGGUGAUGCCCGGCUACUCUCUGAAAGUUUUCGACUUUAAAAAGUCGUGCGUCUUGCAGCAUCUCCCGGCGCACCCGGAAUACGCAGACGGACCUUAUGAUCCCCACAGCAUACGCAUCAGUUUUGCUAAAGGUUGGGGGCCUUGCUACUCGAGACAGAUGAUCACUUCCUGCCCCUGCUGGCUGGAGGUCUUACUUGGACGAUAGCAGACAGAAUUUUUUUUUUGUCCCAUGUUUCCCCCCCCGUCAGCUGAUCUAUAAAUAUAGAAGGAUGUGUACCACUCUGGGCAGACACGUGAGCUGGUAAGGGCCCUUGGUAAUGCCCCUUUUCUGCAAGAGGGGCCCCAGAUUGUCAUUGUCCACCUCCGUGCCCUAGGAAGGGGUUUCCAUCAACAGUGUAUACCCGGGGGUCUCCAAACUUUCCAACCAAAGGGCUGGUUUACUCUACUUUAUGGUGGCUGGUGAGGGUAGGAAACACCUUGGCAUGAAUGGGAGGAAUAUUGUCCCAUCAUUGGCAUCAAUGGGAGGAAUGGUGUCUUAUCAUUGGCAUCAAUGGGAGGAAUGG
This is a messenger RNA of Rana temporaria (common frog), 2710 nucleotides long. RefSeq names its product SMAD family member 6 (gene SMAD6). The coding region runs from base 1276 to 2352 and encodes 358 amino acids. NCBI's taxonomy places the organism in Eukaryota, Metazoa, Chordata, Amphibia, Anura, Ranidae. The transcript has 4 exons. Gene Ontology annotation, molecular function: transcription regulator inhibitor activity; I-SMAD binding. Gene Ontology annotation, cellular component: heteromeric SMAD protein complex. The record is from RefSeq and is a predicted model, not a curated record. Gene Ontology annotation, biological process: cell differentiation; BMP signaling pathway; transforming growth factor beta receptor signaling pathway.